CUCAUAAGUUCAUGCCAGUCUCCAUCAGCAGACAGCACAUAUGACUGCUCUAGCAUUUUCCUGAGACUUUUCCAGGUUCAUUACGAUGUUUCUUGUCUGGGUUCAUUUGGUCUCUAUUCUUUAUGCAAUGCCAAUGCCUGCGAUAGAUGUUUAAAUCGUCUUUCCAGAAAAUUGUGUUCGUUCCUCGUGACUUCCGUGCUUUUAUAGCAUGAGUUAUGCGGGUGAAUGCUAAGAUUCGAUGUGCCAGAAGUGGAAAAUGGGGAGAGGUCCACAUCUUUACUUGCGGCUCUCAGUCAUAUUGCUGUCAAUGCUUGGCCUUCACAUUAGUGUCGAAGCAGAUUAUCUUGAACUUUCCUGUCAGUCUGAACUUGGAAAUUACUCGAGCAAUGGCCCUUUCAAAACGAAUCUGAAGCUCCUUCUUGAUUUACUGUCACACGGCACCGCGAAAACGGGAUUCUACAAUAAUACUGUUGGAGAAGGCCGUGACCGAAUUUAUGGACAAGCUCUUUGCCGAGGAGAUGCCAGUUCCGCAGCGUGCGAGAGUUGUGUCGGCAACGCAAGCCAAGAGAUCAUGAAGCUGUGCAUUGCUGAAGAUGCACUAAUUUGGUAUGAAUUAUGCCAAGUGCGCUAUUCCUUCCAAAAUUUCUCCUUGAAUUGGGAUUAUACUGGUAAAUACCCGCAUUCCAAUCAUCAGGAGAAACUUGCAUCAGACCCAGCCAGCUUGUAUACCUACUUGAUGUAUCUAAUGAAGAACAUAACCAAUGAGGCUGCGUAUGGUAACUCUACUCAAAUGUUCGUGACGGGGCAAAUAAAGUACUCUGUGAGCCAAACAAUAUACGGGCUAGUGCAGUGUACUAGGGAUAUGUCGGACACGAACUGUAACAAUUGCUUGAACUCUGCCUUGGGAGAUCUAAAAGCAUGCUGCCAUAAACUGGAGGGGGGAACGGUUGUUAGCAGAACUUGCAAUGUGAGGUACGAGCUGUACCGCUUUUUCAAUGGCUCGACAACUUCAAUGUUGUCUUAUCUGGCCUCCGGAGGGGAUAAAUGGAAGAAAGGGAUGAUUGGCCUAGUUGUGGGUAUCGUGGGACUCCUGUUAGCUGUUCUGGCCGGAUCUUGCACCUUCUACUUCAACCGGAAGAAAGCAAAACAAGACCUGGAAAGAAGCCCGCGUGCUUUGGUCCUUGAUUUAAUAAAUCCAGUCAGAGUGGAAAUUACCGAAGAUGGCAACCUGGUUAGCUCUGAAGAACUUCCUUUCAUGGAUCUAGCCACACUAAAGGCCGCUACAGAUGACUUCUCAAGUUCAAAUAAGCUCGCGCAAGGGGGGUUUGGUAUUGUCUACAAGGGUGUGCUUUCUGAUGGCAAAGAAGUAGCAGUUAAAAGGUUGUCGAGAAAGUCUUGGCAAGGUCUCGAGGAGUUCAAGAACGAGGUCAUCUUGAUUGCAAAGCUCCAGCACAGAAAUCUUGUAAGGCUUCUUGGAUGCGGCAUAGAGGGAGACGAGAAGCUGCUUGUCUAUGAGUUCAUGCCUAACAAAAGCCUCGAUACCUACAUCUUUGAUUCAGAGAAACGUGCUCAGCUCGACUGGUGCACUUGCAUUUCCAUUAUUGAUGGAAUUGCUAGAGGACUAGUUUACCUGCACGAGGACUCGAGACUCAGGAUUAGUCAUAGGGAUCUGAAGCCUAGCAAUGUUCUACUGGAUCAUGAAAUGGUUGCCAAGAUAUCAGAUUUCGGGAUGGCCAGAAUAUUUUGUGAAAACCAAAGUUCAGCUAAUACAAGAAGAGUCGUAGGAACAUAUGGUUAUAUGGCCCCAGAGUAUGCAAUGGGGGGACUAUUCUCUGUGAAAUCAGAUGUGUUCAGCUUUGGUGUCAUUUUGCUCGAGAUCAUCAGCGGAAAACGAAAUAGCAGAUUUUAUCUUACAGGACAUGCUCAGACGCUUCUUGCAUAUGCAUGGAAACUAUGGACUGAAGGAAGAGAGUUGGAACUCGUGGAUCCUUCUCUGGCAGAAUCAGGCUCAACAGCUGAAAUAUUCAGGUGCAUUCACAUCAGCCUCUUGUGCGUCCAGGAAGAUCCCGGAGAUAGACCAACAAUGUCGGAAGUAGUGACGCUUCUGGGAGGUCAAACAGGAACUCUUCCAGAACCUAACAAGCUGGCCUUCUCGGUCAGUAGAGUCGUACAAGAAGUCGAUCAAUCAUCGGCAACUAAUCUUUCUGUCAAUCAAAUGACUGUUUCCAGUAUCUCGCCUAGGUGAAGACCACAUGCAUUAGUUGAUUAAGGUUUAAUUUGCCUACAGUUGUAAAGUUCUGCCCUGUAAAAAGGAACUUGUCAGUGUUUUGGAAGAAUUACU
Messenger RNA from Rhodamnia argentea, 2341 nucleotides. Its product is annotated as cysteine-rich receptor-like protein kinase 15. The record is from RefSeq and is a predicted model, not a curated record. Gene Ontology annotation, biological process: protein phosphorylation. Bases 239 to 2245 code for a protein of 668 amino acids. Lineage: Eukaryota; Viridiplantae; Streptophyta; Magnoliopsida; Myrtales; Myrtaceae. The transcript is spliced from 7 exons. Gene Ontology annotation, molecular function: protein serine/threonine kinase activity; ATP binding.